Molecule: messenger RNA, 1187 nt
Organism: Larimichthys crocea (large yellow croaker)
Lineage: Eukaryota; Metazoa; Chordata; Actinopteri; Sciaenidae
Gene: iscua
Product: iron-sulfur cluster assembly enzyme a
Exons: 6
Coding region: 148-636 (162 amino acids)
Biological process (GO): iron-sulfur cluster assembly
Molecular function (GO): iron-sulfur cluster binding; iron ion binding
Source: RefSeq, a predicted model, not a curated record
UGGUAACAAGCGGCCAACAAGCCGAGGAGCACCGUGAGAGGUGGAGCCUCGUCAAAGCUGGAUCCCACCGACGUGUACCGGCUGCUGUCAGCCGCUGAGAGCGGUCGUCUUCACUCGGGCUCACUCGACGAUCAUCGGUCUUUCAACAUGGCCACUGUACGAAAGUCAGCGUCCUCGGUGUUGUUAUUUGGAAGAAGGUUAUUCAGCCCUCAGCUGACUGCUGUUUGUUCAUAUCACGAAAAGGUGGUGGACCACUAUGAAAACCCAAGAAACGUGGGCUCUCUGGACAAAAACUCAAAGAAUGUGGGGACCGGACUGGUUGGUGCCCCAGCCUGUGGUGAUGUUAUGAAACUUCAGAUCCAGGUGGACGAAAAUGGCAAGAUCAUUGAUGCAAGAUUUAAGACGUUUGGCUGUGGAUCAGCCAUCGCCUCCAGUUCUCUAGCAACAGAGUGGGUGAAGGGGAAGUCGGUUGAUGAAGCUCUGAAGAUCAAGAACACUGACAUUGCCAAAGAACUCUGCCUUCCUCCAGUCAAGCUUCAUUGCUCUAUGCUUGCAGAAGAUGCCAUAAAAGCAGCACUGUCAGAUUACAGAUUAAAACAGGACAAGAAGGAGGAACGUGCGCAAGCCACCAAUUAAUAUGCUGUUAUAACCAUCCAUUAUGGGCCCUGUGGUGUUUCACUGCCGUGCUGUUUGGACGAUUGGUUACCGUCAUACUACAUCGGGUCUUUCACCCUUCAGGGAGUUUUAUAUAUUUUUGAAAAACCUCCAUGUAAAAGGGGUUGUGGGGUCACUCUCUUGAAUUCAAGCCAAGAUUCCUACAAUGUUCAAGUGCCAGGUGUUAAUGGUGUUUCUCAUUAGUUUUUUUUUUUUUUUUUAAUUGAUGCUGAUUUUGGAGCCGGAAGAUCGCGGGGAAUAUUUGAGGACAACUCGGAUCCUUACAUGUAAACAAAUAAGCUUUUCAACACAGGUCGCCAACAUGAUAAAUCAGAAACCACAGGUCGAGGUGUGUUUUUGUUUUGUAUAUAUUUUGGCUUUAUUUGGCUUGAUUGUAUAAAAUCAUGACUCCCUCUUCAGAGGAUUCAGUAUGAAAAUACAGUUAGGUCAACAGCUCGAGUACACAUACAAAAAAAUAUAAUACAGAAUAUUGUAUGGGACUGUGCUUAUUGUGAAUUAAAUGAGUAAAAACA